AUGAGUGAAAGCACAAGGCCGACCAUGAGUGAAAGCACAAGGCCGACUAUCAGUGAAAGCACAAGGCCGACCAUCAGUGAAAGUACAAGGCCGACCAUCAGUGAAAGCACAAGGCCGACCUUCAGUGAAAGCAAAAGGCCGACCAUCAGUGAAAGCACAAGGCCGACCAUCAGUGAAAGCACAGGGCCGACCAUCAGUGAAAGCACAAGGCCGACCAUCAGUGAAAGCACAAGGCCGAACAUCAGUGAAAGCACAAGGACGACCAUCAGUGAAAGCACAAGGCCGACCUUCAGUGAAAGCACAAGGCCGAUCAUUAGUGAAAGCACAAGGCCGAGCAUCCUUGAAAGCACAAGGCCGACCAUCAGUGAAAGCACAAGGCCGACCAUCAGGGAAAGCACAUGGCCGACCAUCAGGGAAAGCACAUGGCCGACCAUCAGUGAAAGCACAAGGCCGACCAUCAGGGAAAGCACAUGGCCGACCAUCAGGGAAAGCACAUGGCCGACCAUCAGUGAAAGCACAAGGCCGACCAUCAGGGAAAGCACAAGGCCGACCAUCAGGGAAAGCACAAGGCCGACCAUCAGGGAAAGCACAUGGCCGACCAUAAGUGAAAGCACAAGGCCGACCAUCAGUGAAAGCACAUGGCCCACCAUCAGUGAAAGCACAUGGCCGACCGUCAGUGAAAGCACAAGGCCGACCAUCAGUGAAAGCACAGGGCCGACCAUCAGUGAAAGCACAAGGCCGACCAUCAGUGAAAGCACAAGGCCGACCUUCAGUGAAAGCACAAGGCCGACCAUCAGUGAAAGCACAAGGCCGACCAUCAGUGAAAGCACAAGACUGAUCAUCAGGGAAGGCACAAGGCCGACCAUCAGGGAAAGCACAAGGCAGACCAUCAGGGAAAGCACAAGGCCGACCAUCAGGGAAAGCACAAGGCCGACCAUCAGUGAAAGCACAAGGCCGACCAUCAGUGAAAGCACAAGGCCGACCUUCAGUGAAAGCACAAGGCCGACCAUCAGUGAAAGCACAAGGCCGACCAUCAGUGAAAGCACAAGGCCGACCAUCAGUGAAAGCACAAGGCCGACCAUCAGUGAAAGCACAAGGCCGACCUUCAGUCAAAGCACAAGGCCGACCAUCAGUGAAAGCACAAGGCCGACCAUCAGGGAAAGCACAAGGCCGACCAUCAGUGAAAGCACAAGGCCGACCAUCAGUGAAAGCACAAGGCCGACCAUCAGUGACAGGCUGUCUCUGGUAUCCCGCCUGGACACUGCAUCACACCUCUCACACGAAUGUGCACGGAGACAGAAAUCUGUCAAUCUGCUCAAAUUAAAAGAGUUUGACAAUGUCAAGGUUGCUGUCUCAGUGCACAAGACACUGAAUUCAUAUAGGGUCAUUGUCCGUGACAGAGCGCGCUACCUGUCUGUCGUGACAGAAGAUGAAAUUGCCAAGGAACUUGAAGAACAGUCCGUCACAGCUGUCAAACGAUUUACCGUAAAGAAGGAUGGUGUGGUCGGACCAACAAACACCCAUCACUUCACAUUUGCCUGA
Molecule: messenger RNA, 1542 nt
Organism: Haliotis rufescens (red abalone)
Lineage: Eukaryota; Metazoa; Mollusca; Gastropoda; Lepetellida; Haliotidae
Product: mucin-2-like
Exons: 2
Coding region: 1-1542 (513 amino acids)
Source: RefSeq, a predicted model, not a curated record